AUGGCUCAUACUGGUCAAGAAACUAGACCAGAACUCUUGGAAGAAGUAAAAUUGUAUAGAGGUGCCAGAGAAAGAGAAAAGUAUGAUAAUAUGGCAGAUUUAUAUGCAGUCAUUAAAACUCUUCAAGCAUUGGAAAAAGCAUACAUAAGAGAUUGUGUUACUGCAAAAGAAUACACAGCAGCUUGUAGUAAAUUACUUGUGCAGUAUAAAGCUGCAUUUAAACAAGUUCAAGGCGAUGAGUUUCCUACAGUAGAAGCAUUCAUUAAAAAAUUUAGGUUGGAUUGUCCUGCCGCCCUUGAAAGAAUUAAAGAAGAUAGACCUAUAACAAUUAAAGACGACAAAGGAAAUACUAGUAAAUGCAUUGCUGAUAUAGUUUCUCUUUUCAUUACGAUAAUGGAUAAAUUAAGGCUUGAAAUAAGAGCUAUGGAUGAACUUCAUCAAGAUAUAAAAGAUUUAGCAGACACAAUGAAUAGGUUAAUGUUACUACCUUCAGAUUUCGAAGGAAAAGAAAAGGUUGCCCAUUGGUUGGAAGUUUUAUCAAACAUGCAAGCCUCUGACGAAUUGUCCGAUGUUCAAGCAAGACAACUCAUUUUCGAUUUAGAAACUUCAUAUAAUGCUUUCAAUAAGAUUUUACAUUCUUCAACAUAA
Pediculus humanus corporis (human body louse) is the source of this 648-nucleotide messenger RNA. RefSeq lists its product as uncharacterized. Gene Ontology annotation, molecular function: protein-containing complex binding. NCBI's taxonomy places the organism in Eukaryota, Metazoa, Arthropoda, Insecta, Psocodea, Pediculidae. The transcript has 5 exons. Gene Ontology annotation, cellular component: ESCRT I complex. The record is from RefSeq and is a predicted model, not a curated record. Bases 1 to 648 code for a protein of 215 amino acids. Gene Ontology annotation, biological process: protein transport to vacuole involved in ubiquitin-dependent protein catabolic process via the multivesicular body sorting pathway.